Molecule: messenger RNA, 1754 nt
Organism: Vespa velutina
Lineage: Eukaryota; Metazoa; Arthropoda; Insecta; Hymenoptera; Vespidae
Exons: 4
Coding region: 149-577 (142 amino acids)
Source: RefSeq, a predicted model, not a curated record
UGUAUCGUCGUAAUCGUUGAUAAUUCACGUGAGUUUGUAGAGCUACGUACAUAUAUAGGGUCAGUAGCUGCAAUUACAUUGCAGUUAUCAUAUUAACUCCGUAGUCCUCGCUCGCAAUCUUUCUGAUUAGACCUCGUCCUAAACUCAAAUGGAGAAUGAGUCUAAGGCCAGUGCAUACAUACUUACAUCCUCCUAUGGUUUCAUCUCCCCACGAAGAGAGGAUGAUGGUGUCACUCACGCCAGCAGUCUAUUCGUCGUGGUCGCUGUAUUUUUAAUAACAGUGGAGGGAGGCGAUAUAAUACGCAAGAGUAUUGUUUUCGACAAGAACACGCCGGACGUGUUUUAUUGUCCUCAGCACAAGCCAACGGGAUUUGAAAAAAUGAUUGUUAAAGCUAAACCUUUAUGGAGGCUUUGUCAAUUCGAAGGUAAACCCAUUCCGGAAGAUUAUAAAAGUGACUGUUACAAUGACGUAGAUGAAUCGGAGUACGCUUGUAAGGAAAAAUACAGAAUUAUGAAACGAAUCAAAAAUGCAGAGGGAGACGCAAAACCCAUUGACAACGACUACAUCGAGAAAUAGAUGAAAAUGACGAUGCUGCACGGCCAAUCCACGCGCAAAUCCAUAAACACUAUAUAAAAGAAAAAAAAAAGAAAAAAAAAAAAAAGAAAACAAAAAAGAUACAAAACAACCCCCAAAUUUAUAUCUUACUAAUGCUCGGGCUGCGCUGUCGCAGGGCUCAAUAUGUGUACAGUAAUAUUGACUAGGAGGUGGCAGAAACACAUAUAACGUAUUUUCACCUAAUCAUUCAAUGGCCCGCUUCGCUUUUAUUCUUGUUCUUUUUUUUUUUAUAUAUAUAUAAAUAUAUAUAUAUAUAUAUUUUUUUUUUGUUUCUUUUUCUCCCAUUACAAAUUACGAUGUACUUGUAGGUAUUGACAAAAUGUAAUGUAUUAACGAUCAGUCAAAAAAACAAAUUUAAGAGAAAAGAAAUUUAAGUUGAAAACAUGAAAGAACAUAUACGCUUGUAAUAUAUAAGUAUGUUUUAUAUAUAUAUAUAUAUAUAUAUAUAUAUAUACAUAUAUAUAAAAAUAGAAAGUAACAUUUGUGUAAUUUAUAUUAUAAAAAGAGACGAUAUCUUUUACAAAUACAAUAAUACGAUUCUUACAAUCCGAGACUUGGAUAUAAACAUUUAAUAUAUUAUUUAUCAAGUUUUUAUAUCAUUCUUUUUAAAACUGUACGAAGAAUGACAGUGUAUCCUAUUCCUAAUAAUCCGAUUAGUUUGUAUUAUUGAAACAAAAGUAAAGAAAGAAAAAAGAAAAAAAAGGGAAAAACUUGUACCUUUUACAAUAUUAAUAAUAAAACUAACACUGAUAGAGAGCUUGGCAGUUAAUUAUUAACUCUAAGACCUAUGGUAUGGUUUUAGCCGCCUAACGCUGCUUAAUAUUUCAGUCAUAGAAAAAAAAGAUGAUAAUUAUGAAAAUUCUUCACAAAGAACUGUAAUAUUGUAAUAAUAAUGAUAGUUUCUUAACAAAUUCAUGUAUAUAUAAUAUUUGAAUUGUCUUCGGGAUAUUCUUUUUUUUUUUAUAAAUAAUAUUACUUUCUUACAAAAAAAAAAGAAAAAAAAAAAAAAAACAAAAAUAACAUACGAAAAAAAAAAGAUCUAAAAACAUUAAACCACUAGCCACUACGAUCUUGUUUUUACUGUAUAAAAAUAAACGACUUAAUGACACUUUUGUAAAUACAUAUAUAAUUAAAUCUU